AUGAAAAAUUUUCGUCUUAUUAAUGUUCACACUGGUCUCUUUAUCAACAACGAAUUCGUUGAUUCUGUAGAUCAUAAACUGUUUGAGACCAUCAAUCCUGCAACAGGAAAAGUUAUUACUUCAGUAGCUGAAGCAUCAGAAAGAGAUGUUGACAUUGCUGUUGAAGCUGCUGCAAGUGCUUUUAGUGAUGUGUGGUGUAAUGUGGAUGGCAAGGAACGUGGAAAAUUGAUCAAUAAACUCGCAAAUCUAAUGGAGCGCGACCUUGAAGAAUUAGCUGCACUUGAAGCUUUAGAUAAUGGAAAACCUUUUCUCUCUGCAAAAGCCAAUGAUCUUCCAGGUGCAAUUUCGUGUUAUAGAUACUUUGCAGGAUGGUGUGACAAGAUUCAUGGCAAGGUUAUUGAGACCCAGCAUAAUAAGUUCUGUUAUACUCGUCAUGAACCUUUUGGUGUCUGUGGCGCAAUUAUUCCUUGGAAUUAUCCUCUUGAAAUGCAAGCGUGGAAAAUGGCACCAGCUUUAGCAAGUGGAAAUACUAUUGUUCUCAAGUCAUCUGAACUAACCCCUUUGACUGCCUUAAAAGUUGCUGCGUUAUGUAAAGAAGCCGGAUUUCCAAAAGGCGUCGUGAACGUUUUGUCCGGUUUUGGUCCUACUGCCGGUACUGCUAUCGCCUCUCAUAUGAAAGUAGAUAAAAUAUCUUUUACUGGGUCAAACGCCGUAGGAAAAUCUAUAUUGAAAGCUUCUGCUGAUAGUAACUUGAAAAAUGUAUCCUUAGAAUUAGGUGGAAAAUCCCCUAGUAUUAUAUUUGCCGAUUCGAAUCUUGAUCAGGCUGUCAAAUGGGCUCAUAUGGGUGCCUUCUAUGAUAGUGGUCAAUGUUGUUGCGCUGGUUCUCGAGUUUAUGUUGAAGAUUCUAUUUAUGAUGAAUUCAUUAAUAAAUUCAAAGAACAUGCACUGAGCAUUGAAAUUGGUGAUCCUUUUCAUAAAGAUACUUAUCAAGGCCCUCAAAUUUCUCUGCAGCAAUUUAACAAAAUUAUGUCUUAUAUUGAAACUGGCAAGAAAGAAGGUGCUACUUUAUUGAUGGGUGGUGAAAGGCAUGGCGAACAAGGUUAUUUUAUCAAACCAACAAUUUUCACCAACGUGAAUGAAGAAAUGAAGAUAAUGCAGGAAGAAAUAUUUGGUCCAGUUGUAUCUGUCUCAAAAUUCAAAACUAUCGAGGAAGUUAUCAAAAAGGCUCACCUGACAAAAUACGGAUUAGCUGCUGCAGUGUUCACUAAAGAUAUCACUCGUGCAAUAAAAAUCUCAAAUACGUUGAAAGCUGGCACAGUAUGGGUUAACUGCUAUAAUUUAGUUGAUGCCAAUACUCCAUUUGGAGGUUACAAAGAGUCUGGUGCUGGUCGUGAACUUGGAAAAUACGCGUUAGACCAAUAUACUCAAGUGAAGACUGUUCAAAUUAAUCUUGGAAUCCAGGUGUAA
This is a messenger RNA of Cetraspora pellucida, 1467 nucleotides long. The record is from the annotation of a GenBank genome assembly. NCBI's taxonomy places the organism in Eukaryota, Fungi, Glomeromycota, Glomeromycetes, Diversisporales, Gigasporaceae.